This is a messenger RNA of Alosa alosa (allis shad), 1255 nucleotides long. It is a transcript of the gene uchl5, whose product is annotated as ubiquitin carboxyl-terminal hydrolase L5. Lineage: Eukaryota; Metazoa; Chordata; Actinopteri; Clupeiformes; Clupeidae. Bases 117 to 1106 code for a protein of 329 amino acids. The transcript has 11 exons. Gene Ontology annotation, cellular component: cytoplasm; Ino80 complex. The record is from RefSeq and is a predicted model, not a curated record. Gene Ontology annotation, biological process: ubiquitin-dependent protein catabolic process; protein deubiquitination. Gene Ontology annotation, molecular function: proteasome binding; cysteine-type deubiquitinase activity.
GUGUUUACUGUGUAGUUAUCCGUGACUGUUUGGUAAAGCUUAGCUGAGCCCGCCUGUACAAUAGUCUUAUCUCGCAUGAAUAACGGUUGUAUUGAAAAAUUAAAUACAUCCCUAAAAUGGCCGGAAGCGCUGGAGAAUGGUGUUUGAUGGAAAGUGACCCAGGGGUUUUCACAGAACUGAUAAAAGGGUUUGGGUGUAAAGGUGCGCAAGUGGAGGAGAUAUGGAGUAUGGAACCAGAAAAUUUUGAGAAUCUGAAACCUGUUCAUGGACUGAUUUUCCUUUUCAAGUGGCAGCCUGGUGAGGAGCCAGCUGGCUCAAUUGUUCAGGACUCAAGACUUGACCACAUAUUCUUUGCCAAACAGGUCAUAAACAAUGCCUGUGCAACCCAGGCAAUUGUCAGUGUGCUAUUAAAUUGCACACAUCAAGAUGUACUGCUUGGAGACACAUUGGCAGAGUUCAAAGAGUUCUCAUUGAGCUUUGAUGCUGCUAUGAAGGGCUUGGCUCUGAGCAAUUCUGAAGUAAUUCGUCAAGUCCACAAUGGUUUUGCCAGACAACAGAUGUUUGAGUUUGAUGCAAAGUCAUCAGCAAAAGAUGAAGAUGCCUUCCAUUUUGUGAGCUAUGUCCCUGUCAACGGCAGACUCUAUGAGCUGGAUGGCCUCCGUGAGGGACCAAUAGACCUUGGUGUAUGUAAUCAAGAUGACUGGAUUAAUGCAGUGCGACCUGUCAUUGAGAAAAGAAUACAGAAGUACAGUGAAGGAGAAAUCCGGUUCAACCUUAUGGCCAUAGUUUCAGAUCGUAAGAUGAUCUACGAACGCAAGAUCACAGAACUCCAGGCCCAACUCACAGAGGAAGAACCCAUGGACACUGACCAGAGCAGCAACCUGUUCAGCUCCAUCCAGUCAGAGAUCGCUAAGUACCAGCUCCUGAUUGAAGAGGAGAACCAGAAACUGAAGAGAUACAAAAUUGAAAACAUCCGAAGGAAGCACAACUAUUUGCCUUUCAUUAUGGAACUACUGAAGACACUGGCAGAGUAUCAGCAGUUGAUACCCUUGGUGGAAAAAGCGAAGGAAAAACAAAGUGCCAAAAAAAUCCAAGAGGCAAAGUGAUAUCUUAUCAUCAUUGUCACGUUGUUUGUGUGAGUGAACGUGUGUAUGUGAAUGUGUGUGCGUGUACGCAUAUGUCUUAAGAGAGUGGUUGAGUUAAUAAGACCUUACUGGUUUACUCUCCCAUUUCCUGUGAGCCACCCCCCCUUCCA